This is a messenger RNA of Benincasa hispida (wax gourd), 2381 nucleotides long. RefSeq names its product dynamin-like protein (gene DL1). Gene Ontology annotation, biological process: receptor-mediated endocytosis. NCBI's taxonomy places the organism in Eukaryota, Viridiplantae, Streptophyta, Magnoliopsida, Cucurbitales, Cucurbitaceae. Gene Ontology annotation, molecular function: GTP binding; GTPase activity; microtubule binding. The record is from RefSeq and is a predicted model, not a curated record. Gene Ontology annotation, cellular component: cytoplasm; microtubule; plasma membrane.
CUUUCCACCGCCACUCUCUAUUUUCUAUUUCCAUUUCCAAUUUCUUCAAACCCGAUUCUCUCUCUCUCUCUGAGCCGGAGAUCUUGGAUUUUGAAUUUCUUUCGAACAUCGUCGCUGCUUCGAGUAGUCGUCGGAUCAAACCGAUCUGAUCUGACUGUCUUUGACGGAUUUGGAUCUUUGAUUGCUAAAAAUGGAGAAUCUGAUCUCUCUCGUUAACAAAAUUCAGAGGGCUUGUACGGCGCUUGGUGACCAUGGCGAAGCUAGCGCAUUGCCUACACUCUGGGACUCCUUGCCGGCUAUCGCCGUCGUCGGUGGCCAAAGUUCGGGAAAAUCUUCAGUGUUGGAAAGCAUUGUCGGCAAGGAUUUCUUACCUCGUGGAUCUGGUAUUGUUACUAGGCGACCUCUUGUCUUGCAACUUCAUAAAAGUGACGAAGGAAGCAGAGAGUAUGCAGAGUUUCUCCACCUUCCCAGGAAAAGAUUUACUGAUUUUGUUGCUGUCAGAAAGGAAAUUCAAGAUGAGACGGAUCGAGAGACUGGUCGUUCUAAACAAAUUUCCAGUGUCCCAAUUCAUCUCAGUAUAUAUUCUCCCAAUGUUGUAAACUUGACACUUAUUGAUCUUCCUGGGCUUACGAAAGUAGCUGUCGAGGGGCAACCAGAGAGUAUUGUUCAAGAAAUUGAAAUGAUGGUUCGGUCCUAUAUUGAAAAGCCUAAUUGUAUUAUACUUGCUAUUUCACCUGCCAAUCAAGAUUUGGCAACAUCUGAUGCAAUUAAAAUCUCUCGUGAAGUUGAUCCUACUGGGGAGAGAACUCUUGGUGUGUUGACGAAGAUUGAUCUCAUGGAUAAGGGAACAGAUGCUGUUGAUAUAUUGGAAGGCAAAGCUUACAGGCUGAAGUUUCCUUGGGUUGGUGUUGUGAAUCGUUCACAAGCAGACAUCAACAAAAAUGUUGACAUGAUUGCAGCUAGGCGUAGGGAGCGUGAAUAUUUUGCUAGCACUCAAGAAUACAAGCACCUUGCCCAUAGGAUGGGCUCUGAGCAUCUAGCAAAGGUCCUUUCAAAGCAUCUUGAAACGGUAAUCAAGUCCAAAAUCCCCGGCAUUCAAAACCUUAUUAACAAAACCAUUUCAGAACUUGAAUCUGAACUAAGCCGUCUUGGAAGGCCUGUUGCAAAUGAUGCUGGAGGAAAACUAUACAUGAUUAUGGAGAUUUGUCGUGCUUUUGAUCAGAAUUUUAAAGAACACCUUGAUGGCGUGCGUCCUGGUGGUGAUAAAAUUUACAAUGUCUUUGAUGACCAACUUCCUGCUGCUCUGAAGAGGUUGCAGUUUGAUAGGCAACUGUCAAUGGAAAAUGUAAAGAAGCUUAUUACUGAAGCUGAUGGAUAUCAACCUCAUUUAAUAGCUCCUGAGCAAGGAUAUCGCCGUCUUAUCGAAUCUACUUUAGUUACUAUUAGAGGCCCAGCUGAGGCAUGUGUUGAUGCGGUUCAUGCCAUAUUGAAGGAUCUGGUUCACAAAGCUAUGGGUGAAACUCUAGAAUUAAAGCAGUAUCCUGGUCUUAGAGUGGAGGUAGGAAACGCAGCUAUCGAGUCACUUGAAAGAAUGAGGGAGCAAAGCAAGAAAGCAUCACUUCAGCUUGUAGAUAUGGAGUGCAGUUACCUGACAGUUGAUUUCUUCCGGAAGCUACCUCAAGAUAUUGAAAAGGGCGGCAACCCUACACAUUCAAUUUUUGACCGAUACAAUGACUCAUAUCUAAGGCGUGUCGGAACAACGGUGCUAUCUUAUGUCCAUAUGGUUUGUGCAAGCUUACGGAACUCGAUUCCGAAGUCUAUUGUUUAUUGUCAAGUACGAGAGGCCAAAAGAAGCCUCCUCGACCACUUUUUCACCGAGUUGGGAAAACUAGAGCAAAAGCGCCUAUCAUCUUUGUUGAACGAGGAUCCAGCGAUCAUGGAGCGGCGUUCUGCCCUAGCAAAGAGGCUCGAGUUAUACAGAAGUGCACAAGCAGAAAUCGACACAGUUGCUUGGUCAAAGUAAGAUUGUUACAUGUAUAAUAUCUUCUUCUGUAUCUGGAAUCUGGGAGCGAAGAUGGCAGCAGCACAAUUCUUUCAUUCAUACAUUGCGGGGAAGAAGGUUAGCUGGAUAAGCUGAUUUUUGUUGUAUUCAUUUUCCGACGCUAUAUAAAGAAGUGAUUUUCGCCAUCUUUCUUCGACGCCCUUCGUGGAUAUGGAUACCGAUAUCUAGAUUACCAAUUACACAAAUAUUAUAUGAAGAAAUACCUGCGUUUCUUUUUCCUUGUUUUGAAUUACUUGGAGUGGGGAGGAAAAAAAAAAAGAAAGGAGAAUCUUCUCUUUUGGAGCACAGAUAAUUAAAUAGAUAUUUAUUUUAAAGAAAA